This is a messenger RNA of Alternaria incomplexa, 2400 nucleotides long. RefSeq lists its product as uncharacterized. Bases 1 to 2400 code for a protein of 799 amino acids. The transcript has 6 exons. Lineage: Eukaryota; Fungi; Ascomycota; Dothideomycetes; Pleosporales; Pleosporaceae. The record is from RefSeq and is a predicted model, not a curated record.
AUGCCGAUCGUCAGCGUAUACACUGGUUUCAAGUUCCGAGUUAAUGAAAGCGUUUACAUCAAGAAUACCACCACCCAAAGCCUUCGUGGGCCUUACCUAAUUUCCGAAACUCACGAUGGUCCGAAAUACACGCUCGAAGAUGUCAAAGGAGACUUGGCAGCAGGCGGAAAGAAGUUCGAUGAACACGAGUUGGAGCACGCUGGCCUGGAUUUUCAUGAACACAAGCUGGAAAUCAACAAACAAGAGUCAGAGACCACUGAUCACGAGUCGGAAAGGAUCCGCAAAGGAGAGUUGCAAAUUGUCGAAUCUGGUUUGACUCCCGCUGUAGAAGAGUUGGAUUUCGAUGAAACUGAGCCGCAUCUUAAAGACCAUAUAUCACCAAAUACUUUGCGAGACGACGUCAUAGACUCCCUUGGCGACAUGAGCAGUCAGAAACAGCCACCAAUGUCUGAUGAUAUCGAUCAAACUCAGGAUAGAAGUGCGACCACGUCGGAUACAUCUAUCCCUGGUAAUUCGAGUGGUAGGAUUCCCGCCGGAAAUAUUGCGCACGUCGACAGUCAAGAUAUGUACUCAACGGCCUCCGUUAGAGAAGAUACAGAGAAAGAUCUCAUCGAACGAUUUACCCGUCGCUUGGUGGCCGAUUUGACAAGCACAGCCAUUCUUGAACGCGUAGCCAGUAUUCCAUUACCGGAACUCGAAGCCUUACUGAAAGCAUUUGCGGGGCGACUUCACGAGGAGUCUACAGCUCCGUUUGGAUGGAAAGCAUCCGUAGAUCUAUGUCGGGAGAGCGGAACGAUCAUCAACGCUAUUACAUGGAUCGAGCCUCUGAUUAGAGAUGAACCGAAGGAACCGUCAGCGGAAGAAGACUCACCGGAGGAUACUCCGACACGUGAUUCAUUCUUCGAGGAUCAAAGCAAUGUCAGCGACGGGCCAGAUGCCGCAGAACUAUCGCGAUUCGACCAUGAUCCAGGCGCGCAGGUAAUCCCACCCGGCUCAAAGAGCUACAAAGAGUUCAUAUCGGAAUCACAAGCGUAUCGUUGGCUUCUUUUGAAGCUACAAACCGAAGCAGAAGUCCACUAUCCCGACGAACUCUCGUCCACACUCUUUGUUGAGUUUAAUAUCAUUUCCACUGGUCACUGGCAAAUAUGGGUUCAUGGCGGCCCAUACACGGUGUCUGAGUUCGCAGAACAGAUCGCAUGGCUAGCAACCACGUUACGGCUGUCGCCAAAACAGGAAACACUGGUGGUGCUGUCACCGCAACUGUCGAUCUUGCCAAGAGAAACACCAAACGAACAAGACAUAAAGGAAGUUACGAUAUGGAGUGAGCUCGCGUUCAACAUCAAUGACAACGAUAACACAGGCACUUCGAGUGAAGGCACUUGCUGGACUCAGUUGUUUACGAACCCUGUCUUGGUCAGCGGCUAUCCUAUCCUCCGAAAGUUUACACCAGCUGCUGGUCUUGAGACAUCAUUGGACAUCAUGGCGGGCCUUGUGAAAGCCCACCAGGUAGUUAGUCUCGAGAACAGAAUUGUGAUGAAAGGCUUCAGUUCAUUAGUAGUUGCUUCUGCAAUUGAUGGCGCUUUCAUACGGUGGCAUGUUUUCACAAGCGGGAAACUCGGCGAACGCAUAUCUUAUUUCGACCCUCGGGUAGAGAAGUCGGUUACAAACGAGGCUAACGUGCCUCUGAUCAGCUCAUUGAGUAGCUUUCGUCACAUCAUAGGAUGGUGCUCAAAAGUGACAAGCUUUUGUGGACAUCCUCAGGCUACGCUCGACGUUUUAGCAUCUGGUUCCAAUCCAUCCCCUGCGCACAGCGUCAUCGAACGUGGAUACAUUGAAUUCGGUAAUUAUGUCAUAGCCGGACUGAGCGGUCAAUUCAAUCAGCACGAGCCACCAGUGUCUUCUGGACGAAUGUAUGAUUAUCCUGAGCUACUUGAUUGGGUUACUCAACAGUUUGUGGUGUUUUACGACGUAAAAGACCAUCGGGCUUGGCUAGUAGACGGAGCUUCUGCACUACUCCACCUCGUGCGAAUCUCUUUGUAUCUAGACAAGACCGAACUCAAGCUCACACAUGACUGGGUGUACGAGGAAGACAAGCUGAAAGAAGACUGGGAAAGCUGCAGUGGACGCGAUGCAGCGAUGUCAACACUGAAGAAGUGGAAAAACCGAGACUUGAACGUAUACGUUAGAAACCAGACCUUCUACGAAAACGGCCAGCCUGUCAACGAGUUCUCUAAGUUCGGAAACAGAGUGGACAGGAUAAUACAUACGCUUGAGCUUGUCAUCGAACACCAAAACCGGGUGAAAGACGGGAUAGAAGUCCCUCAUACUGUCGAUACUCGGAAAGGCAUCGUGGGCUUCGAUAUCCGAGACAUUAUCAAAUCCCAUCCAGUCGAGUCCUGA